CAGGCUAGACAGCCUCCGCCGGAGUGCACGGCGCUCGGUUCUGUGCCCAGGGGUGUGCUCCCCGUGCGGGGGCUGGAGUGUGGCACUGCCGCCGGAGAGCCUGCGGAGGUCCGGGUUGUGCAGCCGAGCAGGACCAGGUGUACCUUUCUAGAGCCACCCUUUGCAGUCUUGAACCUCAAGAAAAGAUGUGGAGUGGGCUGCUGCCUCCUGGUCUAAAUGAAAGUGAUGUUGAGUCAGAUUCUGAAGAUGAAGCCACAUUAGAGAACUCUGGACUUAACUUACCAGAAGAUAAAGAGGAUGGGAUCAUUAGAAAAACAGAAAUCUCAGAUUUCCCAACAGAUGGACCAAAAACUGAAACAGCGGCAAAUGUAAAUGCAUAUGAAGAGUGUCCUUCUGGAAUUCCCUUAAAUAUGUGGAAUAAAUUUCAAGAAUUGCAUAAAAAACAUUCUGAACAGAAAACCUCAGCCUCAAGAUGCAGAGGGAAGAAAAGAAAACGCUCCAGAAAAGGUAAAUUGAAGAGUGAAAAGGAAUUUCAUAGUGAACAGUCCUCAAAUGAAACCCAGUGGAAGGAGCUUACUCAGUAUUUUGGAGUCAAUGAUAGAUUCGAACCCCCUGUUAAAAAGAAAAAAAUUGACAAGUCAGGUCUUGAAAAGAGGAUAGAUCAGGCUGUGGAGGAGUGGAAUAUUGAGAAGGCCGAGGAGCUCAGCAACCAGCUAGCUACUCGAGAGCUUGGUGUAAAAAUUGCCAAAGCAGUUGCCUGCCACAAUUUUGUAAAAGCCAAAAAGGAGGCUGAAAAUUCACAGGCUGCUCGAAAAAAGAAGAAACUCGCAUGGGGGUUUGAAGCAAAGAAGAGAUGGGAAACCAAAAGCAACAUGGGAUAUAUGUAACUUGCCAGAGUUCUUCAGGACAUUUGUAGACUCAAGCACUCAAUUUAUUGAAAAGAUUUUUUUUCUUAUGUUAAAUAUGUCAGGAAAUGGAUAAAAGUAGAAAAAAUAAGCAUAAAAUCUGGGAAUUAUUA
This is a messenger RNA of Cynocephalus volans (Philippine flying lemur), 1018 nucleotides long. RefSeq names its product family with sequence similarity 204 member A (gene FAM204A). The transcript is spliced from 8 exons. The coding region runs from base 186 to 887 and encodes 233 amino acids. The record is from RefSeq and is a predicted model, not a curated record. NCBI's taxonomy places the organism in Eukaryota, Metazoa, Chordata, Mammalia, Dermoptera, Cynocephalidae.